AUGAUAUCAUACGCCAACAAACCCAACACCAAGGAAGAAGAGUCUUGGAGUUCCAAUAUUAGCCCCGAAAAACGCCCUCGAUUGGAAAGGUUCAAAGGGGUCGUCCCACAACCAAACGGGCAUUGGGGCGCCCAAAUAUAUGCAAACCAUCAACGCAUAUGGCUCGGGACAUUCGAAUCCGAAGUCCAUGCUGCCAUGGCCUAUGAUAGCGCUUCCAUCAAACUCCGUAGUGGUGACUCUCACAAAAACUUCCCUUUAUCUCAUACUACCUCUCUAUUGGAGAAUAAGUUCCAAAUGCUUUUCACCACCGAUGUCGUUUUAGGCAUGAUCCGAGAUGGGUCGUACCCUUCUAAGUUUGCUGAUUUCUCAAAACACCAAUCAUUACAAAACCGGAUUGUUGAUCGCGACCCAUUCUCUUGCACGCUACUUUUCCAAAAGGAGUUAACUCCGAGCGAUGUGGGAAAGCUCAAUAGGCUUGUCAUCCCCAAAAGGUACGCGGUCAUGCAUUUUCCGAGCAUGUCCGAUUCUCAAAACACGGAUGAGGUGCAACUCGAGUUUUACGACAAGAAGAUGAGCUUGUGGAAGUUCCGGUAUUGCUAUUGGAAGAGUAGCCAGAGUUUUGUGUUCACGAGAGGUUGGAAUAGAUUUGUCCGAGAAAAGGGGUUGAGGACAAAUGACACCAUUGCGUUUUACGUGUGUAACACGCGAUUCGGGCAAUCUUUUCUCGUCAUUGACGUGGUGUGGAAAAAAUCGGGACUUGAUGAUGGUAAUGAAGAUCGUAAGGUGGAGGUCGGAGAUGGAGACACUUUUGUUAGGACGUUUGACGAUUCGAAUCGCAACCGCAACUCCAAAGGGUUUAGGCUUUUUGGAGUCCAAAUUGUUGACUAA
Messenger RNA from Striga asiatica, 888 nucleotides. Lineage: Eukaryota; Viridiplantae; Streptophyta; Magnoliopsida; Lamiales; Orobanchaceae. The record is from the annotation of a GenBank genome assembly.